AUGCCACAAGUUGGAUUAGGUACUUGGCAGUCCUCUCCGGGCGAGGUAAAGGCUGCCGUGAAAACCGCUAUCGAGAACGGUUAUCGUCUGAUCGACACAGCUGCAGUUUAUGAAAAUGAGGAAGCCAUUGGUGAAGUAAUAAAGGAGAUGAUCGAUGCAGGCAAAAUCAAGCGGGAGGAUCUGUUCAUCACCACAAAGGGACCGUUUAGGUGUGGAUUACACACGAACACCCGGACGACACCUGAAGGAGCAAUUCGCGAAUCUCUGCGUAAACUUAAAAUGGACUAUGUUGAUCUUUACUUGUCUCAUAUGCCAACCUGCUUCAAUCACGAAAUGACACAACAGAAUAAGUCCGUGACAGUGGAGGAUAUAUGGCGUGGUUUGGAAGGUGUUUACAAUAAGAAACUCACUAGGGCGAUCGGAGUGUCAAAUUGGAAUGGCGAACAAGUGGAACGAGUCAUGAAAUCCGGUACCGUACCAGUUCAUAACAACCAGGUAGAGCUCCACCUCUAUUGGCCUCAACAUGAGCUGCAGGCGGUCUGCAACAAGCAUAACGUUUCCAUCACUUCCUACGCCACUUUGGGAUCGCCUGGUCGAGCCGCCUUCAUGCCUGACAAAUUCGGUUGGAAAGAAGCUCCAAAGGACCUGGACGAUCCGAAUGUGAAAAAGUUGGCCAAGAAGUACCACAAAACUCCAGCACAGAUUUUGUUGCGUUACGUGAUGGAUCGCGACAUGGCAAUCAUACCGAAGUCUGUGAAGCCUGCGCGUGUAGUUGAGAACUUCCAGUUGUUCGACUUCAAAUUGAGCAAAGACGAAAUUAAACUGCUUGAAUCGACGAAGAAUCGCCAAAGGCUCUUCACAGACGAUUUCAUGAUCGGCCAUCCAGAAGAUCCAUUCAAGUCCGAGAGAAAGUGA
Ostertagia ostertagi is the source of this 915-nucleotide messenger RNA. The record is from the annotation of a GenBank genome assembly. Lineage: Eukaryota; Metazoa; Nematoda; Chromadorea; Rhabditida; Trichostrongylidae.